Molecule: messenger RNA, 1631 nt
Organism: Cervus elaphus (red deer)
Lineage: Eukaryota; Metazoa; Chordata; Mammalia; Artiodactyla; Cervidae
Product: atherin-like
Exons: 3
Coding region: 297-950 (217 amino acids)
Source: RefSeq, a predicted model, not a curated record
UGCUGGUGGGAGACCCUUGCGUGUCCCCACACCCCGCCCGCUCCUGGGCCCUGUCCCUGCCGGCCUGGGUCAGGGGCGAGGCAGAGCCGGCUCUGCGGGGGGGGGGGCGGGCCGAGGGUGAGAAGGGCAGGAAGGGCCGGGCCGCGAGGGGCCGGCAGGGGCGAGGGCCCUGAUGGUGCUGCAGGGCCCCCCAGCUCCUGGGAGCCGCGGAGGCCGGGCUGCAGGCCCCGCGGGCGCUCAGGACUGCCACGUGGACGCGGCCUGCACGCUUCCCUUUUUGCACGCAUGUUCAGGAAAUGAACGUUUUCCUCCUCCUCUUCUGGACGGCUUCCCGGGAGGCUGGGCCUGUGGGAGGGGAGGCGGCCUGGGGCCCAGGAGUUGCUCUUGAGCUCCCCUCCCUGCCCGGGGCUGUCCCCUCUCCUAGACAAGCGCCAAGCCACACCCCAACUCCACCCACGCCCCCGGGCCCAGAAGCCCGAAGGGUGGGGGUGUGGAUUUGCUGGGAUGCAGCCAGAGGCAGCUGUGCCCCCAGCCCUGAAGCAGUGCAGAGUGGAUGCGUUCAGGGCCCCUGGAGGGUCUCAGCACAAGUCAGUGAGCGCGCUCUGGACCUGUGUGCACCGCCGGCCGUCCUUGGCCGCCGCUUGCUCCCUGGUGGGCCUGGCUUUGCCCCCGUGUGCUGGCCUGAGGGCGGUGAGGUGUGCGUGGCCCCGACGGGCAGGAUAGACGCCUGGGCAUGUCCACUUCCUCUCAGAGCCCAGCCUGGUCAGUGGAGGGACAACAGGAAAUGGCCCGCUUCUGACCUGCCAGGGGCCGGAUCCGCCCAGCGGGACCAGAGAGCCUCACUGGGAGGAAAUGCACGCACAUGGGCCCUGAGAGAUGUGUACAAACAAAUUCGUGACAGCGCCACGCGCCAGCCAAAAGUGAGAGACAGCCCAACUGUCCCUCCCUAGGAAAUGGGUAAAUAAACCACGGUGUGUGUAGACAAACAGCACUCAGCAAGGAAAACAGAGGCUCUCUCGUGAUGUCGACACAUGAUGAACGUCAGACUUAACCUGCAGAAGAGGCUGCGUCUCAGGAGAAGCCGAGAGGCAAGGUGCCACCAGCUCGAAUCUGGAAAGCAGGCAGGCAGCCCUGGGAACAAAGAGGUGGGGGAAUGAAAGGAAAAGGGGGCCGGGGGCUGAACAGGCUGGUUCUGGGGAGAUGAGGAUAUGGGGCUGGGUCCAGAUGAUGGCAAAGUCUUUCCUCUCAAUCCGGGUAGUGGGCGGGGGAUGCCGAUUUCACUUUCAUUGUCUCUAAAAUAAACUAUCCCCAUGUUAUAACCUCCCUCUGUCUGACACCUGGGAUAACACAUACAGAAUGGCUUCCCAGGGGCCACCACGGCCUUUGCACACAUUAUCCCCACUUAAUCCUCUCCAUCCAUAUGGAACCACCUUCCCUGUUGCCCCCAUGAAAGAUGGUCCCUUGGGUGGCCGCUGGGGGACCCGGCUCAGGGUCAGUGACGACUUUUCCCUACACCCCUGUUGCACCUGUGUGGAGCCAAGUGGUCAAGGUCAGGCCAGUGGAACGUGAGGCCCAUAAACCCUCCACCCCCCCCCCCCCACAUUCCCUUCCUGUGCUGACUGGGUGUGGAC